Molecule: messenger RNA, 1217 nt
Organism: Aplysia californica (California sea hare)
Lineage: Eukaryota; Metazoa; Mollusca; Gastropoda; Aplysiida; Aplysiidae
Exons: 2
Coding region: 134-547 (137 amino acids)
Molecular function (GO): actin binding
Source: RefSeq, a predicted model, not a curated record
ACAGCGCAGCCCGGUGCACAUUUCCAUUGUUCUCCGCUUUUCAUCGCUUUGUAUCAGUCGAUCAGUGAGCCCACUGUGUAAGGAUAGUGUAUGUUUUGUUUGUGAGUGUGUGCAAUAAGAUCAGCAACGCAAAAUGCUUGAACUCAUGUCGUGGGGCGAGAUUGUCGAGAACCUCAGGUCAGAGGGCAACUUCAAAAUGGCCGCAGUCUUUGAUCUGAACGCGGAGAAAAUCGCCGAGUCUGAAGGCGCCGUAUUGACCUGCGAGGAAGCUGAGAUGAUCCUCAAAUCGCUGGACCAUUUCUCUACCAUGAUCUACGGUCUUUUCCUCACGGGGUUAAAGUUCAGCUGCAUCAGUGUUGACAGGGACACUAUCCUCGGACAGGGAGAUGGGAAUGUGUUCGUUGGCUACAGAAGAGGGGACUUGCUGGUGUGUGCGGUGUCUGGGCUUAACUCGAAAUCCUCUUGUCUGGGAACGGUGAAGAAUUUUGUUGGACGUCUCGUGGCAAAGGGGGUCCCGGAGUUGGCUGUGCCGUGUUUGAGUAUUUGAUGAGAUGUGUUCCAACAUUCCUCCUGUGAGUUGAUGAAUCAGAAAACACCACGCAAUGAUGAUGUGUCGCUGAUGUACAUAAUUUAGAUCCUGUGCUCAAGGACUGCAAGGAAUUUCGAGCUCAAAAACAAGCGCAAAUAACAGAAACACGGACUGAAUGAAUAUUCUUUUUGCAGAAACCACUAUUUUGCAGGCCGUACUUUUAUCUAUCUUCUUUUUACUGACAUUUCAUUUGGAUCGAAAUGUUUAACGCAUGUACUUAUCUUCGUGUGUUGGUGACUUACAGAACCUGGGACUUAUCAUUUAACCUUCUGACUGGGAACGAGGCAGAACUUUGUUGGGCGUGUCGUGGCAAAGAGAGCACCAGAGGUAGCUGUGCUGUGUUUGAGUAUUUGACGAAUAAAAGAUAAUGUGUCGCUGACAUGGGCAAUUUAGACCCUGUUAUCGUCAGUACCGAGGAAUUUUUAGCUUAAAAACAACAGUAUGAAACAAACAAGAAUUACUGACUUGUAAACCCGAUCUUUCUCAAGAAACCCCAUAAACAAUCAGUGUCUAACCUUCUGAUGGCUGAAUUUCAAUUAGAAUCGAAAUUUGUAUUACGUUUACCAUUUUUUUGGUAUGUUAAUGGGACAGAAUGUGAUGAAAGAAUGGUUGUUGAUACUAAAAAAAA